AUGAAGAUGAGGAGGAGAACCCAGAUCAUUCUUUCACUUGUAAUACAACUCUUGGUCAUUCCGAGUCAUUUACAUGCCCGAUUCGAUCGAUCACAAGGCAAUAGUCCCACGGUAGCAAAUGAGGUUCGGGUUGGAGUGAUUCUCGAUCUGGGUUCAUGGGUUGGGAAGACAAUUCAUAGUUGCAUUACCAUGGCAAUUUCUGAUUUUUAUGCUGUGAAUAGUCACCACAAAACAAGGAUUGCGCUUCAUACCAGGGAUUCCAAAGGAGAACCCUUGCAAGCUUUAUCAGCAGGCAAUAGUCCCACGGUAGCAAAUGAGGUUCGGGUUGGAGUGAUUCUCGAUCUGGGUUCAUGGGUUGGGAAGACAAUUCAUAGUUGCAUUACCAUGGCAAUUUCUGAUUUUUAUGCUGUGAAUAGUCACCACAAAACAAGGAUUGCGCUUCAUACCAGGGAUUCCAAAGGAGAACCCUUGCAAGCUUUAUCAGCAGCUCUUGAUCUUCUGGAAAAUGGCAAGGUGCAAGCAAUUAUUGGUCUGGAAAUGUCAUUUGAAGCAAAGGUUUUGGCCCUAUUGGGAGACAAAGCCAAUGUUCCUAUCCUUUCUUUCAGCACAAGUCCUUCAUCCUCCACUGAAUAUCCAUAUCUUGUUCAAAUUACACAAGAUGCAUCCAUUCAAUUUGAAUGCAUUGCUAGCAUUGUAGACUCAUUUAAAUGGAGGGAUGUUGCUAUUAUAUAUGAGGACACCGAUGAAGGGAGAGAAAUCUUGCCGUAUUUGGUUGAAUCUUUCCAAGACAAGAACAUUCAAAUAGCUUGUAGAAGUGCCAUUUCUCCCUCAGCCACGGAUAAUCAAAUCCUUGAAGAGCUCCAUAAGCAGAUGAGCAUCCAAACAACUGUAUUUGUUGUGCAUAUGUCACCUCCUCUCGCGUCUCGCCUUUUCUUGAUUGUGAAAAGGUUUGGAAUGAUGAGCGAAGGAUAUGCUUGGAUUAUAACUGAUAAGACUAUGAAUCUCUUCCGUUCAUUGGAUUGGAAAGUCAUCGAGUCAUUGCAAGGGGCAUUGGGUAUUAAGUCCUACAUUCCCACAUCAACCGAGCUCCACAACUUUACCAGAAGGUGGAAAAAUGAAGUUUACAAGGACCCUACUAUAGAAGUGAAGCAUUUAAAUAUGUUUGGCAUAUGGGCAUAUGAUGCAAUUUGGGCACUCGCAAAGGCCUUCGAGAGGGUAGGGGCUGAUACUCCUGCUGCCAUGGAUGAUCAAGGCACAGGAUUGAACUCAGUCUAUUUAGCUAACAUUUCUGUCUCCGAAAUUGGCAGAAUACUACUGAAUGAGUUACUGAAAAUCAGAUUCAAGGGUUUAAGUGGUGAGUUCCAAAUUCUGAAUGGAAAACUGGCCUCCAAUGCAUUGGAAAUUCUGAAUUUGAUUGGCAAAGGAAAGAGAAGGGUUGGGUUUUGGACAUCAACAAAUGGAAUCACCAAAGUAAUAUACUCAUCCGGUAACAGAAAGUAUGGAUCUUCCAGUAACAGUCUGGAAACCAUUAUAUGGCCAGGAGGGUCUGCAACUAUUCCAAAGGGUUGGAUGAUGAGAAUGGGUGGGAAAAAGCUCAGAAUUGGUGUUCCAACAAACUCAGAAUUCAAGGAGUUGGUGUCUGUGGAUCGAAAUCCUGAGACCAAUGAAACAACUGUGUCUGGAUAUUGUAUAGAUGCAUUCAAUGCUGCCAUGGGAGCCUUACCAUUUGCAGUAACCUAUGAAUUCAUUCCAUUUGUGGGCGACAACGGAAAGAAUUUAGGAUCGUACAAUGAUCUUACCUAUCAGGUGUAUCUACAGAAAUAUGAUGGAGCUGUGGGGGAUAUAACAAUUAUGGCGAAUAGAAGUCAGUAUGUUGACUUUACAAUUCCUUUCACCGAUGAGGGUGUCGGACUGAUAGCUCGUAAACCUAUGGAUAACAAAAACAUGUGGAUCUUCUUGAAGCCUCUUGAUGGGAAGCUAUGGCUAGCAACUGCAGCUUGCUUCAUAUUAACGGGCUUUGUGGUUUGGGUUAUUGAACAUCCCAUAAAUGAAGAGUUCCAAGGUUCACUAGCUCAACAAAUUGGAACUGUGUGCUGGUUCUCUUUUUCAGCUCUUGUUUUUGCUCAUAGAGAGAGAUUGUUAAGCAAUUUGUCCAAAUUCGUGGUGAUCAUUUGGGUCUUCAUACUGCUCAUACUGACUUCUAGUUACACUGCAACUUUGAGUUCACUGUUGACGGUUCAGCAAAUUCAAGAAUCAAAGAGGGAUUAUAUAGGUUACCAUUCUGACUUUUUCGGUGGGCAACGAUAUAUUCCUAUUGCCAACAAAGUGAAUUUCAAGGAUGAUAGGCUUAAACCCUAUACAUCACAGGAGGAAUACGUCGAUGCUCUGUCAAAAGGAAGUAAGAAUGGCGGUGUAGACGCCAUCGCUGAUGAAAUUCCAUACAUUAAAGUUUUCCUUGCCAAGUAUCCGGCUGACUAUGCUAUGAUCGCUUAUGAAUCUACCUCCAAUGGCUUUGGCUUUGUCUUCCAGAAAGGUUCACCUUUGGUGCCUGAGGUAUCAAAGGCAAUUGCAAAACUAAGAGCAGAAGGAAAACUUGUGAUGCUGGAGAAGGCAUGGUUUAAUGGAUCAUCUUUUAUGCCUCAGAGCUCUGUCAGUCACCCCAACAACACUCUGAACCUUGAGAGUUUCAGUGGUUUAUUUCUUAUAAGUGGGGUCACUUCGGCCAUAACCCUUCUCAUUUUCUUAGUUUGCUUUCUUAGAGAAAGAUUUGCUGUUCAAAAUCAUAUCUUGACAAUCCUAGCUCAAGGACAGCCGCUAUUGUUCUUGAUGAGGUACAUUUUCACUAGAAAUGUUACAUAA
Messenger RNA from Ilex paraguariensis (yerba mate), 2859 nucleotides. Lineage: Eukaryota; Viridiplantae; Streptophyta; Magnoliopsida; Aquifoliales; Aquifoliaceae. The record is from the annotation of a GenBank genome assembly.